Closterium sp. NIES-65 is the source of this 1314-nucleotide messenger RNA. The record is from the annotation of a GenBank genome assembly. Lineage: Eukaryota; Viridiplantae; Streptophyta; Zygnematophyceae; Desmidiales; Closteriaceae.
AUGCUCGCCGGCUUUCACGGGAAGAGGUCACGAGAAGCUGGUGCGUGGAGUGGAGAGGCAGCUUUAGCAGGAGCGAGAGAAACAGGAGCGGGAGGGGUAAAUGGGGCGGCCGAAAAUGCGACUGAUGAAACCCCGUUUUCUGGGCGCUAUGUCUCGAAGCGGGAGCGGUUGAGGGUGGACGGGCAGAAAAAAGAAUUAUCCACUCACGGGCAGCCAAUCUACAAGUUUUCGGCGGGAAGUGUUGCGCGGGAAACUGCGUGCGGCGGGGAAGCUCUCCCAAACGCGCCUGACCGGAUCCGACACGAUGAUAUUGAAUCCUAUAACGCGUACGGCGGGGGAGCUCUCCCGGACGCGCCCGAUUGGAUACAGGAGGGUGCUGCUGCGCGAUUCGUUGCGCCUCGGCGCCUGAUGUGCCGGCGACUCAAAAUCGCUGCGGCGCCUGAGUGGCGAGCUUUCUCUUUUUCCACCCUCCCCCACCCCAACCUCCCUUUCUCUCCCUCCACACUCCCAGCCCCCCCCAUCUCUCCAGACCCCCUUGUCUCCCCCAUCUCUCCCUGCUGUUACUUUUCAGCCCACUCACGUCCUGCCACGUGUGUCAGGUGGUCCCCACAGUAUGGUCAUCUGUUGACGUCAGCAGGGAUGGAUGGGGCAGUCAAAGUGUGGAUUCCUUUCAAAGAAAGCCCAGGAGAAUGGGCAGAUUCUGGGAAAACUUCUCUCUGCCCGGUUAGGGUGUUUAACGGUCACCGAGCAGCAGUGAAAGAAUCGUCGUGGACGAACGAUGCCGCCCGGCUCCUGACAGCCAGCCUGGAUGCUACAGUGCAAGUUGCUGACGUGGAAUCAGGAGCUACUGUAGCGGAGGUGCGGCAGGGCGGCGCCAUGUCAGUUUGCCGCCCGGGUCAUUCCAACCCACAGAUCUUUGCCACAGGAGGGGAUUAUCGGGUUGGCAGUGUGAGAUUCUGGGAUAUGCGAAUGCUGGGAGGUGCGAGUAACGGGCAGAGUGACUGUAGCAAGAAUGACUGUAAAAGGAGUGAUAGUAUCGAGAUAUCAAAUGGAGGCAGCAUGGCCAAUCACAGCAGCAGCACAGCAGCUGCUUCUGCUGAGCCGUCCAAGCCUGUGCUGGAGUUCCCAUUGGACGGUGGAGAUCUUCUCGAUCUUGCCUUCGAUCCAUCUGGAUCGUUGAUGGUGACGUCAGCAGCUUGCACGCGGGUAAGGGGCCUUGAUAAGGGGCUGAAAGUGUGGGAUAACCGGAGCAUGCCAGGAGUGUUCUAUGGUAUGGUACUACUUGCCAGUGGGUGUGCUGUGCAGAGCCCCUAG